This is a messenger RNA of Eubalaena glacialis (North Atlantic right whale), 1057 nucleotides long. RefSeq names its product spindlin-2. Gene Ontology annotation, biological process: regulation of DNA-templated transcription; gamete generation. The coding region runs from base 280 to 1056 and encodes 258 amino acids. Lineage: Eukaryota; Metazoa; Chordata; Mammalia; Artiodactyla; Balaenidae. Gene Ontology annotation, cellular component: cytosol; nucleoplasm. The record is from RefSeq and is a predicted model, not a curated record. The transcript has 2 exons.
GUGGGAGCCCCAUGUGGCAGAGGGGCUGCCACCACCAAGGGGGAGGCGGAGGGCCCGAGAGCAGAGUGCUGAAGACACCGCCGCCAUCCUCCUCGCCUGCUCCGGCGCCCUCCUAAACACGCUCCUCGCCUAAGGAUCCUCCCCUUCCAGCUCUUGCAAACACCCGGCUCCUCGCCUGCGGAUCCUUCUUGGACGCAGGCUCACCGCAAAGGAAGCUGCGAGGUGUCCGAUUUGCACACGUGAAGCCCGAGAUCCAGGGCGGUGGACGCCAGGCAAGACAUGAAAACCCCCAACUCGCAGGAGGCCGAAGGGCAACAAACCAGGGCAGUCGCAGGACGGGCCACUGGGUCUGCAAACAUGACGAAGAGAAAAGCCUCCCAAAAGAAGCAGAGAGGCAGACCUUCGUCCCAGCCCCGCAGGAACAUCGUGGGCUGCAGGAUUUCACACGGAUGGAAGGAAGGCGAUGAGCCCAUCACCCAGUGGAAAGGAACCGUUCUGGAUCAGGUGCCUAUAAAUCCUUCUCUUUAUCUGGUGAAAUAUGAUGGAAUUGACUGUGUCUAUGGACUGGAACUUCACAGAGAUGAAAGAGUUUUGUCUCUUAAAAUUCUUUCCGACAGGGUGGCAUCAUCUCAAGUCAGUGAUGCAAACCUUGCAAAUACCAUAAUUGGUAAAGCUGUGGAACAUAUGUUUGAGGGUGAGCAUGGUUCUAAGGAUGAAUGGAGAGGAAUGGUCUUGGCCCAAGCACCUAUCAUGAAAGCCUGGUUUUAUAUUACCUAUGAGAAAGAUCCUGUCUUGUACAUGUACCAGCUUCUAGAUGAUUAUAAAGAAGGAGACCUCCGUAUCAUGCCAGAGUCCAGUGAGUCUCCUCCAGCAGAGAGGGAGCCAGGAGGAGUUGUAGAUGGCCUGAUAGGUAAACAUGUGGAAUAUACCAAAGAAGAUGGCUCCAAACGGAUCGGCAUGGUCAUUCACCAAGUGGAAGCCAAACCCUCCGUGUAUUUCAUCAAGUUUGAUGAUGAUUUCCAUAUCUAUGUCUAUGAUUUGGUGAAAAAGUCCUAAC